Molecule: messenger RNA, 1338 nt
Organism: Loa loa (African eye worm)
Lineage: Eukaryota; Metazoa; Nematoda; Chromadorea; Rhabditida; Onchocercidae
Exons: 7
Coding region: 28-957 (309 amino acids)
Molecular function (GO): GTPase activator activity
Source: RefSeq, a predicted model, not a curated record
UUUUAGAAUUUCUGUCCAAUAACUUUCAUGGAUUGGCACGACGAAGGUUUUUUCUUCAACCUUUACCAGAACAUAUGCGUCAUGUUUCGUCGCCUAUUACGAAUUACAUUAAAUUGGUUCAUGCUAAUGGUAACUGGCAAAACGGAGCUUGAAAGAAUUUUAACUUGGAAAACCAGUAGUCGUGGUCGGAUCACAGCAGAAGUGGAAAAACUCAUUGGUGAAGGAGAGCUACCAACAAUGCCGAGGUUUUGGAAGGCUGGACAGGAAGACAAACUUGCAACAGAAAUCGUCAAGAGAUUCUGUUCAGAAGUGAACAAUGAACAGUUUGGAGAGAUGAGAGAUGUACUAAAGAGGUCAUUGGGCCAAAUACGUGGCUACCGAGAAUUAUGUGAUCAUGUCGAGGAAAUGUGUAAGGAGAAGUAUGAUCGUGGUAAUGAAAUUCAUGAGAAAAGAUUGCUCAGACUAUGGGAACUUUUAAUGCCAACGGAAGAUCUGGAAGCUAGAAUGACGGGUCAGUGGCAGAAGAUUGGAUUUCAGGGUCACGAUCCGUCAACUGAUUUCCGAGGUAUGGGAAUUCUUUCGCUGGAACAGCUGAUUUUCUUGGCACAAUACGAUGUUGCACAUGCACAGUCAAUACUUUCUCUUUCAAAUCAUCCUUUGUAUGGUUUUCCAAUGGCUGUAACAGGAAUCAAUUUGACAGCUCUGGUUAGACGAUUACUACAAUGCGAUGCAUUAAAAAUGCACUUUUACAAUACUAUUUGCGGCACGCCAACAAUCGAUAACUUCCACCACGUUUUUUGUCAAGUGUUCAAACUGUUCUGUGCAUUUUGGACGAGAAGGAGACCGGAGCUGAUAUAUUUCAAUAAAAUUAAAGAUGAUUUUGAAGCCCAGUUAAUGGUGCACUUACAUUCGGAGGAAGCCAACUUGGACAAGUUAGAUAUAAGAUUUUUUGAGUAACUAAAAUUUUGCAGAUUUGCCAAACAUCCUAGCCAACCUUACCAAUCUUUUCAAUCUACACCACUGUAAAGCAUGCCAAUGUAUUAAGAACUACUCCGAUCUUCCCUACUCUUGCUUUAAAAUUUUAUCUUGAACACUAUGUAUAAGCUCUCACGUCAAAACUAGAUAAUUCCGAAGCUUGCACUUCGGUGGGAAAACCGAAAGCGCUCAGACUAAACUGGGCGCGACGACAGUACCAAGGAGCAGUUGAGUAUGCAGUCUUUCAGUGCAACGUGCUAAUUCUGUCAUUUUGGCAGUCAUAAUAAAUUAUUCAUCAGUUGUGCAACAAAUGAUAUGUAACAGAACGUCUGAAAUUCACAAAUCUCGAAUAAAUGAAGGCUG